AUGCGAGUUAGGGCACCAAGAAUCACCAGAAAACGCAAGAAAGACAUGUCACCCUUAGUCGGCAAGCGUAAGGAAAUCGGCGUUAUGCGUGAUGGAAAAUGCAUCAAACUUUUAUUAGACACCGGCGCAGCGACAUCGCUAAUUUCCUCCAGGAGGGCUAACGACUUAAGGCUGAAGACUUACGACACUUCUCCGGUAACCAUCCGUGGUGCAACCACCAAUGCCCGAGGUGUCCCAUAUACGAAAGCUACUGUUCUCACGUUUACCUAUAAUGCCUUUCAGUAUGACAUUCCGAUCUACGUGGGAGACGAGCUUCACACCGACAUCAUCAUCGACAAUCCUGUCCUUGAAUUUUAUCCCGAGCUAGGCCAACUUACCACGAAUAUGAGCCCUGUCACCCUAGAACCAUCGACCCCGCAGACCUGUCAAACCAUUGACCCCACAGAACCAUGA
Messenger RNA from Torulaspora globosa, 453 nucleotides. RefSeq lists its product as uncharacterized. The record is from RefSeq and is a predicted model, not a curated record. The coding region runs from base 1 to 453 and encodes 150 amino acids. NCBI's taxonomy places the organism in Eukaryota, Fungi, Ascomycota, Saccharomycetes, Saccharomycetales, Saccharomycetaceae. Gene Ontology annotation, biological process: proteolysis. The transcript has a single exon. Gene Ontology annotation, molecular function: aspartic-type endopeptidase activity.